This is a messenger RNA of Ciona intestinalis (vase tunicate), 1484 nucleotides long. The record is from RefSeq. NCBI's taxonomy places the organism in Eukaryota, Metazoa, Chordata, Ascidiacea, Phlebobranchia, Cionidae.
UGGUCACAGAUAGGUUUUUCCUGGGUGUCUUAUCGAAACAUGCUGGAAAGGCAUAAUUGCAACCCCAAGAAGUUGCCAAAGACGAAGGCAUACAAUUAAAUUUGAAAGCAGAUUUAUCAAUAUUAAUGUGCUGUCACAACAGAAUAGACGAAGCUCAAGCAGAAGAUCGACCGUUCGUGCGGAAAAAUGGAUGGUCUUUGCCCUUGAAUGGUUUACAGAUACUGGCGUGGUUGUUGAUUUUAUAUUUUGGUGUGGUGUUCUACGCAGUGGAGGGACUUGCAUUGGAACCAUAUUGGUGGCCCAUUGUGUUUUCUAUAAUCUCCGUUGUGUAUGUCACAAACAUCAUUUUCCACACAACAUCGACAACAAUCAACCCAGCUGACGAUAAUUCCACCAAGUGGAAAGCAACGUCUCGUCCCGUGUUGAAAUUCAAUCGAAAACUCCACAAACAUGUUAUUGAGAAUAAUUAUUGCCAUCUCUGUGAAACAAAUGUUGGAGAAAGCAGCAAACACUGCAGUGCGUGCAACAAAUGUGUGUCUGUGUUUGACCAUCAUUGUAAAUGGUUGAACAACUGUGUGGGGGACAAAAACUACAGGUUUUUCCUGGCAACAAUAACAAGUGCAUUGCUUGGUUGUAUUGGAAUGAUCGUGGUAUCAAUAAUAGUGUUUGUUGAAACAAUUCCUUUUCUUUCUUCACCUACAAGUGCUUCAGUCAAUGUUUGGUGGAAAACAUCUCAUGCUUUGGCCAUCGUUAUAGAGAUCUUCAUUUUCCUAAAGAUCAUUUUCCUUGGUCUUUCCAUUCUUUUGCUUUCACAACUACUAUUGUUCCACGUCAUGCUCAAUCAUCGGGAACUAACGACGUAUGAAUACGUGAAGAGAAGUGAGAGAAAGAAGAAUGAGAAAAAGGCAAAAAGAGAAGAAGAGAAUAUUGAGAACGGAACUUUUUGUAACGAGCCACUAGGUGUUGAUAGCGAGAGCGUUGCAAACAUGGAUGACCCGAGGGAAAUCCCAGACACCCCAACCGCUCACCCCUUACCCCAAUCCAGCGGGGAAAUCCCUAAAUCGGAUCUAUACAAUGGGAACGGUUUGGUGAAGAAUAAGAAAGGUAGAAUAGCGAGACCCCUUCCUAAGUUUCCAACAGCUUCUCAUCAAUAUUCUAAUGAUGGUUUCCUUCAUGAAGCGUCCAAUCAACACAAUGUGCAGUUACCUCAUUCUAUAUCAGAUGCAAACAUUACAAGCACUGAAUCCUAACAAUCCACACUGAGAGGUCACUAAGGCACUACGUUUAUGCUCACUGUGACAUAAGUAUUAUUAUUAUUAUUACAAGUUAAAUAUACAUAUUGUAUAAAUCAUCCGGUAAGGUGCCUUGUAUUUAGUGUGUAUAUUAUUAUUAUGCAACAAUCUUCAGUGCUUUUUACUUCAAUAUUUCACGCACUGUGUCGUAAUCCACUUUGUUCAAUAAAUUAAUCUUUUGUGAACUUUUUA